Formica exsecta is the source of this 2050-nucleotide messenger RNA. RefSeq lists its product as uncharacterized. Lineage: Eukaryota; Metazoa; Arthropoda; Insecta; Hymenoptera; Formicidae. The transcript has 11 exons. Bases 177 to 1436 code for a protein of 419 amino acids. The record is from RefSeq and is a predicted model, not a curated record.
GAAAGUCAGCUCUUAAAAUCUCCAAUAAAACUUAAUGUGUUAGUGCUGUAUUUUGUAUUAAUAUAGUAUUAUACAAAUCGCAAUUUUUACGAAUAUUAUUAUAGAUUCAGUGAUUUACGCUAAGGUCACUUGCAUUUUUUAUUUGAUUUUAAAGAUCCGGAUAAUUAUAUGCAAUAAUGCAAAACAGAAAUAUUGAACGCUAUCUAAUUGACGAUAGUAUAUUUCAUAAAAUAAACAAACGAUUUAUAAGUUUGGAUUUUAAUGAUGUAAGAAUUCACAAUCAGCAUUUGACUGAGGUUCUUACGAAAUUAGUAGAAGCUAUGCGACGACAAAGUCCGCUCUUUAAUAAAACGUUUCAAAGAAUCCUAUGGGCCGGCAGUUAUUAUAAAAAAACUCGAGUCGGAGAGCCAGAAGAAUAUGAUUUAAACUUUGUGAUCAACUUACCCUUUAAAAAGCGAGAUAUAGAAUUUAUCUCAGAUGGACCAGGUUAUAUUAAGAUACGUACGACUUGGAGAGAUAGAGAUAUGUCAUACAAUACUUUAAACUUAGAAAAGAAAGCAUUAAAAGAACUGGAUUCUUUAAUUGAUAAUCAAUCUUAUCUAAAUCAAGAAAAAUUUCGUACUUGGAUGGAAAGCAUUUUAAAUAAAGUGGCUUACGAAACCAGUAAAAGUAGUCGAAUUGUAUUGAGUGAUUAUAUCCCAAUAACGAUAAAAAAAGCCGGACCAGCGUUUACGCUUUCGUUUCAACUUUCUGGAAAGUCGGUUGAUAUUGAUGUGGUUCCUGCAUUACCUUUUUCGAGCUGUAAUCCACCACCAAAAUGUUCAAAAUUGUCUAUUUUAGAAAAUUCGACUAGAUAUUGGUCCGUAGUCCCUAAACCUUUGAAUAACAGUAAAGCCAGUUUUAGUGAUGCACGACAUCGUUAUUGGCGAUUAUGUUUUUACGAGUUUGAAAAAGAUAUACUUGAUAAUUAUGAAUAUGGACGCAUCAAGCCUAUAAUACGUCAUUUGAAGAAACUAAGAGAUACACAAAACUGGAACAUCGCAAGCUAUUAUAUCGAAACAUUAUGUUUGAACGAAUUGGAUAUUUUUCGGAUUUCGAACAGACAAUCAUUUACUUCUUUGUUCUUUACGAUGUUACAAAAGCUUCACGAAGCUUUUCACAAACGUAGCAUAAGAUACUAUUGGGACGAAGAUCUUAAUUUGUUGGAACAUGUUGGGCGUGAUGAAAUGAGAAGUAUGACAGGAAGAAUAAAUCACAUUAUACAAACUAUCGAGAAAACUAUCGCAAAUGAUAAAUAUGCAAUAGCAAGAUAUAUCUUAAAUAAAAGUGAACUUAAAAUCUUGCAAUCUUUAAGUGAUCAAUCCAAUUCAGAAUCAUUAGAAUCAUCGGAAUCUGAACUCGAGUCUGCAAACCAAUGGAGUUGCAUUAUUAUCUGACCACUCAAGAAAGAAGUCGACAAUAUUGGUGAUGCAACGUAUCAUGGCGAGACAAUCGGCCUCGGCCGAAUGUUCGUGAGGAAAAUUUGAAUCAAACAUAUAUUCAUAAAUGGCGCCGAGUUUAAGGCUGACUGGUCUUUCGCAACCAAAAUCCAAUUUCUUCCUUGGAUUAUUUUUUUUAAAUGGUCUUUCUACAAGAACAGUCUCAUGCUGCCUCAUUACUUGAUUCUCUGGCGUUUUUUCGUUAGCUUUUUGUCUAAAAUCCUCCGGCGAUUCGACAUCGAUGUCAUCGUUAUACUCCUUGUUUGUAUCGUUUUUCUUAUCGUUUAUAACUUUGAUAUAUUCGUUAUAGGGAGGCAUCGCUUGCGAAAUGGGCAUGGCAUUAAUUUUAGUCUUUUGUUCCAUUAUUACUACAUCUAUAUCCAACAUGGAGAGCGAAUCAUUGUACUCAUCAUCCAAUAAAUCUUGGACUGUCUUUGGUUCCAAAUCUUUUUUCUUAAAGAAAUCUUGAAACAUCUUCCAUGUAUCAAUGCACAGAAUUUUGUCGUCAAAAACCUUUAAUGGCAAAAAAUUAAUUGUUAUUGAAUAAAUAGAGAAAUAAAUAACUGAUCACC